GGAAACCAGAAGACGAUUCAACGACGCCACAACCCAGACCUUCCUGCUAUAACGACCUCACGCGAGCUUCUUUUUCUUUCCGGGACAUGUCAUAAGAGCCACGAUCCGAACCCUACAAAAUUCAGAGUCGCAACCAUGGGCGCAGGACAGUCCAAGCAGGACGACUCGGCCAAGCAUGUCUUCACCAGCGACACCCCGAUCCAAUUUUCGCAAGAGCUCAUCGACUCUCUCCAAGCUUCAUCAGAAACAAACUCGACACGAGCAAAGACGUUAGAACUGCACAUCGCACAACGAGUCGCGGCCGAGCUCGAAAAGAUCAAACAACACGAAUCUUCGGCGGUGGAGGAAGCGCGCAAGAGGAUCGCCGCGGCCGGGGAAGCCCUCGGUUCGUCAUCGUCGUCUGACUCCUCAUCCUCGGGCAACUCCCUACUUCAGAUGCCGUCCUUGUCGCCCAAGGAUCUGUUGGAGAGCGGCGAGGAGAAGGAGCGCAAGGCGCAGACGUCGGCCAAGGUGCAACAGGAGAUUGAAAAGUUAAAACAGACGCUCAGUCAGAGAAAGAUCCUCAAGGACUUGCCGGGCGAGGUGGAAUCAGCGAGACAAGAUGUCAUUUCUUGCCUACGGAUAAACGACCGGAAGCCACUCGACUGCUGGAAAGAGGUGGAGAUAUUCAAGCGGGCCGUACGGAAAAUGGAAGAGAGUUAUGUUUCGUCUGUACUAUGAUGUGGUUCUUCUUGUGUGUGUGCCAUGUCGCGAGAGCAGGAGGACUGUGGGAGAAGGUCGAACCCCUUCCAAAAAAAACCGAUUGUAUAUACCUAGAGAAAGCCAUGCGUGGAUAUGGAUACGAUUAUUGCUUCCUUUGAAC
This is a messenger RNA of Exophiala oligosperma, 862 nucleotides long. RefSeq lists its product as uncharacterized. The coding region runs from base 136 to 720 and encodes 194 amino acids. Lineage: Eukaryota; Fungi; Ascomycota; Eurotiomycetes; Chaetothyriales; Herpotrichiellaceae. The record is from RefSeq and is a predicted model, not a curated record. The transcript is spliced from 4 exons.